GCGGGGCCGGCUGGGCUGCUCGCAUCACUUGGCGCCCGGCGGGGCGAGCGCAGCCCGCGGCCCCGCGCGGCCCUCCCCACAAAGGGCCGCGGAGCUGCGUGGCCGCCGCCGCCGGCCGCGGCUCGCCUCCGCGGGCGCGGAAAUUUGUUGCACUUCUUGGGGCUUUGUUUGUUUGUUUUUCCUCUGAUUAUUUUUUUCCUUAUUUUGGACAAAAUGUCGGUCCGUGAUAUAAAAAUUGAGCGAGGAACCUUGAUGGCAUUGGGAGCUUUACAGAAGUUUCCUAAGAAAUAACUUCACCAAGAUGUCCAGUGAUAGGCAAAGGUCCGAUGAUGAGAGCCCCAGCACCAGCAGCGGCAGUUCAGAUGCGGACCAGCGGGACCCAGCCGCGCCAGAGCCCGAGGAGCAAGAAGAAAGAAAACCUUCCGCCACCCAGCAGAAGAAAAACACCAAACUCUCUAGCAAAACCACCGCUAAGUUAUCCACUAGUGCUAAAAGAAUUCAGAAGGAGCUAGCUGAAAUAACCCUUGAUCCUCCUCCUAACUGCAGUGCUGGGCCUAAAGGAGAUAACAUUUAUGAGUGGAGAUCAACUAUACUUGGUCCACCUGGUUCUGUAUAUGAAGGUGGUGUAUUUUUUCUGGAUAUCACAUUUUCAUCCGAUUAUCCAUUUAAACCACCAAAGGUUACUUUCCGCACCAGAAUCUAUCACUGCAACAUCAACAGUCAGGGAGUCAUCUGUCUGGAUAUCCUUAAAGACAACUGGAGUCCUGCUUUGACUAUUUCAAAGGUUUUGCUGUCAAUUUGUUCUCUUUUGACAGACUGCAACCCUGCGGAUCCUCUGGUUGGAAGCAUAGCCACUCAGUAUUUGACCAACAGAGCAGAACAUGACAGGAUAGCCAGACAGUGGACCAAGAGAUACGCAACAUAAUUCACAUAAUUUGUAUGCGGUGUGAAGGCGCAGAAGGCAUCUUCUCACUGUGCUGCAAAUCUUUAUAGCCUUUACGAUACGGACUUCUGUGUAUAUGUUAUACUGAUUCUACUCUCUGCUUUUAUCCUUUGGAGACUGGGAGACUCCCAAAAAAGGUAAAUGUUAUCAAGAGUAGAACUUUGUAGCUGUAGAUUAGUUAUGUUUAAAACGCCUACUUGCAAGUCUUGCUUCUUUGGGAUAUCAAAAUGUAUUUUGUGAUGUACUAAGGAUACUGGUCCUGAAGUCUACCAAAUAUUAUAGUGCAUUUUAGCCUAAUUCAUUAUCUGUAUGAAGUUAUAAAAGUAGCCGUAGAUAACUAGGAAUUAUGUCAUUUGUAUUAAACCCAGAUCUAUUUCUGAAUAUGUGGUUCAUGCUGUUGUGAAAAAUGUUUUACCUUUUACCUUUGUCAGUUUGUAAUGAGAGGAUUUCCUUUUACCCUUUGUAGCUCAGAGAGCACCUGAUGUAUCAUCUCAAACACAAUAAACAUGCUCCUGAAGG
This is a messenger RNA of Manis pentadactyla (Chinese pangolin), 1462 nucleotides long. RefSeq names its product ubiquitin conjugating enzyme E2 E3 (gene UBE2E3). The record is from RefSeq and is a predicted model, not a curated record. Gene Ontology annotation, molecular function: ubiquitin conjugating enzyme activity. The transcript is spliced from 6 exons. Gene Ontology annotation, cellular component: nucleus. NCBI's taxonomy places the organism in Eukaryota, Metazoa, Chordata, Mammalia, Pholidota, Manidae. The coding region runs from base 302 to 925 and encodes 207 amino acids. Gene Ontology annotation, biological process: protein polyubiquitination.